AUGUUGGGCAUAGGCACUAUCCUAGCAGGUCUCACAGGAGCCCUCAGCCUCAGCAAGCUUAGCCAGCGCUCAAAAGCCCCAGCACUUACAAAUUCCACAACCUUCCCGCCCAAAAUCGACACGCACCACCACUUCGUCCCCGACUUCUACCGCGAAGCAAUCGACACAGCGGGCGGCGACCCAGCCGGCAUCCCCACGCCAAACUGGACCCUGCAAACGACCCUCGACCACCUGCAAACCAACAACGUCCGCAAAGCCUACCUCUCCCUCACCACCCCGGGCCCCACCAUCGCCGGCCCCAACACAACAACCAUCCGCCAACUGGCCCGCCGCGCCAACGACUACGCCGCCGCCCUCGUCUCCGCCCACCCCAGCAAGCUAGGCUUCUUCGCCUCUCUCCCCUCCCCCCUCGACGAUCCCACCGGCACCCUCGCCGAACUCACCUACGCCCUCGACACCCUCCACGCCGACGGCGUCACCCUCUUCACGCGCUACGGCCCCGACAACACUUAUCUAGGCCACCCAUCCUUCCAACCCCUGUGGUCUGCCCUAAACACCCGCCGUGCCGUCGCCUUCAUCCACCCGACCACCGCCGCCUGCAACGAGUGGAUCAACCCCGUCCUCCCACCCCCGAUGCUGGACUUCCCGGCUGAAACCACCCGCUCCGCCAUCGACAUGAUCAUGGGCAACGUCACGCGGGAUUAUCCAGAUGUGAAACGCAUCCUUCCGCAUGCUGGGGGCACCCUCCCGUUUUUGAUUUCCAGGAUCGCGGUGACGGCGCAAGCCGUCCAGCAACAAAAUGUGACGGUGUAUGGGAAGACGUAUGCGGAGUGGAUGGAGGGGGUGCGCUCGUUUUAUUAUGAUUUGGCGAUGGUGGGGACGUCGGCGGUUGUGGGGUUGGUGUUGGAUACGGUGGACCGGGGGAGGGUGGUUUAUGGAUCAGAUUUCCCGUAUGCGAAUGCGGAUAAAGUGGCCGGGUAUCGGGAGUAUCUGGAUGAGUAUGCCAUGGACGAGGAGUUGCGCGAGGGGAUUUACUUUGGAAAUGCGGAGCGGUUGCUGGGUUAG
Molecule: messenger RNA, 1065 nt
Organism: Aspergillus aculeatus ATCC 16872
Lineage: Eukaryota; Fungi; Ascomycota; Eurotiomycetes; Eurotiales; Aspergillaceae
Product: amidohydrolase family protein
Exons: 3
Coding region: 1-1065 (354 amino acids)
Biological process (GO): secondary metabolic process
Cellular component (GO): cytoplasm; cytosol
Molecular function (GO): carboxy-lyase activity; hydrolase activity
Source: RefSeq, a predicted model, not a curated record